Messenger RNA from Bufo bufo (common toad), 1835 nucleotides. Its product is annotated as gastrula zinc finger protein XlCGF26.1-like. Lineage: Eukaryota; Metazoa; Chordata; Amphibia; Anura; Bufonidae. The record is from RefSeq and is a predicted model, not a curated record. The coding region runs from base 99 to 1667 and encodes 522 amino acids. Gene Ontology annotation, biological process: negative regulation of transcription by RNA polymerase II. The transcript is spliced from 7 exons. Gene Ontology annotation, molecular function: DNA-binding transcription repressor activity, RNA polymerase II-specific.
UGUAUUGUCCAGCGGUGCAGGUGGAGGUUCCUACAAUAUAAGAUCUGCUCAGUGGAUAUCUUCUAUAUAAGGUCAUUCUCCUGAUUGACCCAUCAAGGAUGAAUAGAGACAGGGUCAAGAUAGCAGAGACUAUAUUAAAUCUCACCCUGGAGAUACUAUAUCGGCUUACUGGAGAGGAAUACACUGUAGUGAAGAAGUCCUCGAGUGAGCAGAGUCAGGCCACUGUGUCUGAAGGAUGGGGAAGAACCCUCAGCCUAGUCACAGGGCCUCCACUUCAUUCCCAAGAAGAAGCCAAUGAAGAGAAGAUCCUAGAACUCACCAACAAGAUCAUUGAGCUGCUGACUGGAGAGGUUCCUAUAAGGUGCCAUGGAGUCUAUUUCUCCAUGGAAGAGUCAAAAUGUUUAGAAGGAAACAAAGAUCUGUACAAGGACGUCAUGAUGGAGGAUCACCGGCCUCUCACAUCAUCAGUUAGGUCCGGUAAGAGAAAAACACAGGAGAGGCGGCACAGUCCUCUUGUUCCACAGCAUGGUUCAGAAGAACAUCACAAUGUCCCACAGGAUGAUCAGUAUUUGUUUCAGGUUUUGGAUCCAGAUAAAGAUCUGAAAAUUAUAAAGGCUGCAGAGACAUAUGUGAAGGGUGAUGAGCAGAGUACAGAGGACAUUCCUACAGAUAACCGCCCAGAUGACUGUACCAGGAGCUCAGAGGGACAUCUGAUAUCUUCUGACUUUAAAACGGAGGAUUGUGGUAUCACAGAGGACACUUACAAAGAAGAUGCCAUUAUCCCAGCUAUACCCUUAGUUCUUCACAGCAAACAUCUAUCAUCUGAUCCUUUUAAACAGGUCCAAUCUUCUGAUUUAUCACAGCAAAAUAAAAGCCACAGAAAAGCAAAAACAAGGGAGAAGCGAUUUUUAUGUUCAGAAUGUGGAAAAGGUUUUCCCCAUAGAUCAUCUCUUGUUGUACAUAAGAGAAUUCACACAGGGGAGAAACCAUAUGCAUGUUCAGGCUGCGGGAAAUGUUUUACAGAUAGGUCAGCUCUUAUUAAACAUGAGAGAAUUCACACGGGGGAGAAGCCAUAUUCAUGUUCAUACUGUGGUAAAUGUUUCAAUGUGGUAUCAAUUCUUGUUAAACAUCAGAGAAUUCACACGGGAGCAAAGCCUUUUCUAUGUUCAGAAUGUGGGAGAAGUUUUACAGAAAGAUCCGCUCUUAUUACACAUGAGAGAAUUCACUCAGGGGCGAAGCCAUUCUCUUGUUCAGAAUGUGGGAAAUGUUUUACCCAAAAAUCAACUCUUGUUAAACAUCAGAUAAUUCACACAGGGGCAAGGCCAUUUUCCUGUUCAGAAUGUGGGAAGAGUUUUACUCAAAAAUCAACUCUAGUUAAACAUCAGAGAAUUCACACAGGGGAGAAGCCAUUUUCAUGCCAAAAAUGUGGGAAAUGUUUCAAAGAGAAAUCGACUCUUGUUAAACAUGAGAGAAAUCACAUAGGCUUGAGGCCAUUUCCAUGUUCAGAAUGCGGGAAAUGCUUUAACCAAAAAUCAGAUCUUGAUAGACAUAAGAGAAUUCACACAGGGGAGAAGCCAUUUUCAUGUUCCGAAUGCGGGAAAUGUUAUAGACUUAAGGCAGGUCUUGUGGCUCAUCAGAGGAGUCACACAGGGGAGAAGUCAUUUUGAUGUACCGUAUGUGGAAAGUGUUAAAGUUCACCGUAAAUGCGCAUCGAUGAACUCGCACAGGAAGCACAUUUUUGCACCCAGAUUCUACCUGUGUCGUAAUAGAGGACUAGCUCCGUACUUUUACAGCAUACUUUUACAGAUAAGUCCCAGCAGUUUAACCUCUUAAAU